UCUAAACCAGGACUAAACCAGAUCUAAACCAGAUCUAAACCAGGACUAGACCAGGACUCUUUGGGGGGUGAGGAGGUCAUGUGAUCAGGACACAUGGAGCAGAUUUAAAUAGAACAGAGUCACACUCGUCAACAACAGGAACGACCAGGAGCCAUGGGCGUGGAGCGGCGUCUGGACGUCCCCGUGUACGACCUGUCCGCGCUCAGGGGCCUGUGGGAGGGACGAGCGACCAAACAGAGACUCAGGGAGAAGAGAGAGAGAGAGCGACGGGAACAGAGCGCCCUCGCCAGGAUCGAUCAGGAGUGGCAGUUCAGGAUUUACUGUAAAAGUCUGAAGAGAGACGAGAAGAACGCACUGCACCGCUACCUGGAGAGGUCCCACCCCGGCAACCAGCCCGGUCAGAAGUUUCCUCAGACCGAAGAAGAAUCUGAAAACCUGGUCUUCAGACUGGAGGGAGACAAAUGGAUGUCUUUCCCGAAGGAGCUGCAGUGGAUGACGUACCUCACAGAGUGGUACGUGACCCACACUCGGAUCCAGAGACUUCCCGAGUUCUUGGACCAGUUUUCCAAACUGACGAUCAUGGACCUGUCCAAGAACCAGAUCUGUGAAGUCCCGCCCGAGAUCGGAAAACUCUCGUCGCUGAAGGAGCUGAACUUGAGCUUUAAUCGUCUGAUGAAGGUUCCUCUGGAGCUCGGCGACUGUGAGGAGCUGCAGAGACUCGAGCUCGCCGGGAACCGACUCUGUGAGCUGCCCUUCGAGCUGAGUUCCCUGAAGCAGCUCCACCUGCUGGACGUGUCAGAAAACUGUCUGGUGUCUCUGCCCAUCUGUGUCCUGAGGAUGGACUCUCUGAAGACCCUGGACCUGAGCAACAACCGACUCAAAGACCUGCCCGAGGACAUGGACCGCCUGUGGAGCCUGGAGUCCCUGUUCAUCCAUAAGAAUCACCUGUCGUACCUGCCGCAGAGUCUGGGCCUGAUCAGCUCCUUGAACAUGGUGAUCGUGAGCGGAGACGAACUCACCUGCCUCCCCACCAGACUCUGCAGUAGCCCCGACAUCAAGUUCAUUCGUUUGUAUGAUUCUCCGACGCUGCAGCAGAAGCAGAAGAAGGAGGAGGAUCAGAAGAGGAAAGAGGAACAGAGGAGAACCUGGAGAGGAGCAGAACAUCAGGAGAGAGACACUUCCGAGAAAGAGUUCCUCCAGGCCUACGUCAGCACGCUCGCCCACAGAGAGUCUGUCCCGUACGCCACCACCAAGAUCUCCAUCUCCUGUCAGCUCUGAGGAAACGAAGAAGACGAGAAGGAGAGAAGAAGACGACGACGAGGAGUUUAGAGGAGAGAGGGAGGAAGGGAGAGUUGAGGAGAAGAAGCUUUUUGUAAGGUUUUUUUUUUUUUUGGUUGUUUU
This is a messenger RNA of Boleophthalmus pectinirostris (great blue-spotted mudskipper), 1401 nucleotides long. It is a transcript of the gene smim22, whose product is annotated as leucine rich repeat containing 2. Gene Ontology annotation, molecular function: protein binding. The transcript has 10 exons. Bases 154 to 1278 code for a protein of 374 amino acids. Lineage: Eukaryota; Metazoa; Chordata; Actinopteri; Gobiiformes; Gobiidae. The record is from RefSeq and is a predicted model, not a curated record.